AUGCCGUCACGCGCGCGCACACACACAUGCGAACAUAUGUGUGUAUACAGUGUGCCCUCGUUCUCUCCGUCUACGCCCUUCCCCCUUCCCGUCGCACGUGACACAUCCGUGUACACUCGGUGUAAGCUUCCUGCCAUAUCUACGUAUGCGUGUCGACACAUUUUAUUUUUUCUUGCGAAAUCUGUCUUGGCCCACCAGCAGCUCCAACACAUAGACACACACACACACACACACACACACACACCAGUGCUCACCACCACGCCGUGCCCCACAAACACCAUUUUCCUGCAGCUGACGUGA
Leishmania major strain Friedlin is the source of this 300-nucleotide messenger RNA. RefSeq lists its product as hypothetical. The transcript has a single exon. The record is from RefSeq and is a predicted model, not a curated record. Lineage: Eukaryota; Euglenozoa; Kinetoplastea; Trypanosomatida; Trypanosomatidae. Bases 1 to 300 code for a protein of 99 amino acids.